AUGACAAAAAAAGCAUCUUUGAAUGAAAAGUUAGAGAUUAACUUUCUUAGAAAUUGCAAAAAAGUUCUUGAUAAGUCAAUUGACAGUUUCAAAAAUAAAGAAAAAAAAUUAAUGAAACAGGACAAUUAG
Vairimorpha ceranae is the source of this 129-nucleotide messenger RNA. RefSeq lists its product as hypothetical. The coding region runs from base 1 to 129 and encodes 42 amino acids. The record is from RefSeq and is a predicted model, not a curated record. The transcript has a single exon. NCBI's taxonomy places the organism in Eukaryota, Fungi, Microsporidia, Nosematidae.